UCAACCAUUCAGCCGUGAGAGAGAGCUGGUAGACGCUUUUUCUCCUUUCCUCGGUUCUUUUCCGCGGCUUCGUCUCCUUUCCCUUGCUCUCUCUCUGCCACCCUAAUCUAGGGUUUUAGGGAGACGGCCACUUCAGCCUCCUCCAAGCUUUCUCACUUCUGUUGCUUUUCGAGCUUCCUUCUGAAACACCAUGGGCAGCGACAAGGCUAACUUCAACAUGGCCGAUCUUAGCGCAGCUUUGAACGAAGGGGAUCGUGCUGGGCUUGUUAACGCACUCAAGAAUAAGCUGCAAAAUUUGGCUGGUCAGCACACUGAUAUGAUCGAGGCUUUGCCUCCCACAAUACGUGAGCGUGUGGAGCGUCUCAGGGAAAUUCAGAGCCAACAUGAUGAGCUGGAAGCAAAGUUUUUUGAGGAGAGGGCGGCCCUGGAAGCCAAGUACCAGAAGCUGUACCAACCGUUUUACUCCCAGCGGUAUGGGCUUGUCAAUGGUGUGGCCGAAGGUGAGGAAGUUCCGAAGAAGGAAGUCUCAGCAGAGGGGGAUAAGAAUGAGGCAGUUGAAGUGAAAGGUGUCCCAGACUUUUGGCUCCUGGCCAUGAAGAAUAAUGAAGUUUUGACUGAGGAGAUAACUGAGAGGGAUGAAGGAGCUUUGAAGUAUUUGAAAGAUAUCAAAUGGUGCAGAGUGGAGGAGCCGAAAGGGUUCAAGCUUGAGUUUUUCUUUGAUACCAAUCCUUACUUCAAGAACUCUGUCCUAACCAAGACAUAUCACAUGAUUGACGAGGAUGAGCCAAUCCUGGAGAAAGCUAUUGGGACUGAAAUCGAAUGGUAUCCAGGGAAGUGCUUGACCCAAAAGCUCCUUAAGAAGAAGCCAAAGAAGGGGUCCAAGAGUGCUAAGCCCAUAACCAAAACUGAGGAUUGUGAAAGCUUUUUCAACUUCUUCAGUCCUCCAGAAGUCCCUGAGGACGAUGAGGAGAUUGAUGAAGAUACUGCUGAAGAGCUUCAGAAUCAGAUGGAACAAGACUAUGACAUUGGGUCUACCAUCCGGGACAAGAUUAUCCCCCAUGCUGUGUCAUGGUACACAGGGGAGGCUAUACCGGCUGAUGAUGAUGAGCUUGAUCUGGAUGACGAUGAAGACGAUGACAUUGAUGAAGAUGAUGACGAAGAUGAAGAUGAUGACGAGGAUGACGAGGAUGAUGAGGAUGAAGAAGAUGAAGACGAGGGAAAGCCUAAGAAGGUGGUUGUAAUAUUAUAAUAUCUGCACUCAGCAUACAAGUGGUUUAUAUUUCCCCCCAUUUUCAUGCAAUUUUGGUUUCCUAUUUUCUGUUCGAGAGCAUUAACUUCGUUUACUUUUGCUGGCAAACGCUCUGCAGGGCUCUGCUGGUGGAAAGAAGAGUGGUGGAAGCAAGACACAAGCCGCGGAUGGCCAGCAGCAGGGAGAGCGGCCUCCAGAGUGCAAGCAGCAGUAAGAGGGGGGCAUUUGCAGUAGCAAGCCUCCUUAAGAGUUUUGGAAUGUGGAAAGAAGAUGAUGAUGAUUCGCCUUUGUUUUUAUUGGGCUGGGUGGGAAAGAGAUGGAACUCAGAGGGUCGUGGAUGUUUUUGGGGGUGGUUCUUUAUAUUCAUUGUUUUUCUGGUUUCGUUUUUCUUAAGUUGCAUGCAAGUCAGUUUGUUGAGGAAGGGAAAGAUUGAUUUAGGGGUGUAGUAGUAGUAGUCCAGAGUCCAGAUACAGAGAUUGAUUUCCUUGAUUUUGCUCUUUGUUAUUCUCGUGUAAUCCAUGGCCGGCAGGGUUUUAUCUUUAAUGUGAAUGUGGCUCCAUUGGGUUUGUCUAUGCUCCUCUUUCCUUAAACCAAUCAAAUUCAUAUGGAAUUUUUUUUGUCGAGGCGUGAAUGGCGCUUUUAAGGUGGGACUGGAAAUGACUUCAUUGCUUUCCUUCCUUGCUUUGGUUUCCUUGUUUGAUCACAGCU
Messenger RNA from Linum tenue, 1957 nucleotides. NCBI's taxonomy places the organism in Eukaryota, Viridiplantae, Streptophyta, Magnoliopsida, Malpighiales, Linaceae. The record is from the annotation of a GenBank genome assembly.